Molecule: messenger RNA, 1108 nt
Organism: Hypomesus transpacificus
Lineage: Eukaryota; Metazoa; Chordata; Actinopteri; Osmeriformes; Osmeridae
Gene: rpp21
Product: ribonuclease P 21 subunit
Exons: 5
Coding region: 232-741 (169 amino acids)
Biological process (GO): tRNA processing
Cellular component (GO): nucleolar ribonuclease P complex
Source: RefSeq, a predicted model, not a curated record
GUUGAAUAUAUAUUGGUCCUAAGUAAAACAGCAUGCUACAUGCGAAAUAUCCUGAAAUGGUGUAACUGUACCAUAGAGCUAACUUGUGAUCGUUAUGGCUGUUUCUUUUUGUUAUUGUUGCUGACUAGCGCGUGUUGCACAUUCCUACCGACGUUGUGUAAAAAAAACGUAUUUGUUAGCUAACUAGACAACAUUUUCUGGCUGCUUUAGUUCCCCCACGCUUCAGAAGUAAUGACAGGGAAUUUAAAAGACAAGGAAGCGUAUCAAAGGUUAAAUUACCUAUACCAGGCUGCCCAUUGUGUUUUGUCUCAAAACCCGGAAAACGUGGAGCUGGCUCGAUUUUACUGCUUUACUCAAAAGACAAUUGCCAGACGUUUGGUACUUAGACAGGACCCGUCAGUGAAACGAACAUUAUGCAAGAAGUGCUGCUCUCUGCUGGUGCCAGGAGUAACUGCCACUGCAAGACAAAGAAGGAACAAGCGCAGGAUUCGAAGAACUGUCAUACAAUGCCUCAGCUGUGGUGAAACCAAGUCUUUUCUGAACAAUCCACAUCACUGUCUCUGGGCAGACCGCCCUGAGGCCCAGCUGGAGAAUCAGACACAAUUGGAAAUGGACCCUUCUUUGCAAGAAUCGCUGAAGCCAAAAACAAGUGAAAGACCUGUGGACAAGAAGACAGAUGUAGAUGUAGGCCCUGCCCCAGUCACAGCUGCCUCAACUGAACCACAAAAUAUGAACAGUUGACGCUUGCACCACAGCUCACCGUACUGGAUGAUUAGAGAUGUCAUGAAAUGGCUUAGACUUUAACUACUGACAGUUUAUGAUCGUUAUUUUUACACUAGACAGUGUGGAUGAAGGCAAUCCAUCCGUCAUCUCAUUUAUACUUCUGAGUGUCUUUGAGACAGAUUCCUGUAGUAUCGAUGGGCACGUUAGAUCUUGUAUUUAAUAUGUUGAACUGUGCUGAAUUGACUGGGUGCAAGGCAAUUUUUGCAUGAAUUAAAACAAAUCGAAUACAUGUAAAAACUGACAAAAGAAUUGGGUGCAACUUUUUUUUUUUCAAUACAUUGUUUUUUAUUGUUCCUGAUAAACAGCUAAAUAAAAUGCAAAUACU